AUGCGACGCGAUCCUCGAUGGGCGUCGAACGCGGCGGCGGAGUACGACGCCAACGUGGGUGCGAAAGGGCGAGAGGUGAAUAAGUUGCUCGUCGAGCUAAAGGAGAGUCAAGACAAAAUGGCGCAGAAGAUAAGAGACGCGGAGGAGGCGACAGCGUGGGUGGACACCAUCGAAGGGGCGAAGGCGACGAUGGAUAAAUUACCAGAGUAUACUUUAAAGGCGCGAGAGGCGAGUCGGAGGAUGCAGGAGCUGAGACAACGAUUGGAGAAGGUGGAGGCGCGCGCGUCGGACACGUUCGUCGCCGAGUGCGCGGCGGAACGACUUGAGGCGCUCGUGUCCGCGUGCGACGCGAACUCUGAAGCUACGUUCGAUCGAAACGAGUGCUGCGUGAGACUGCGAGAAUUGGACUCGCGCGAUUGUUUUUGCAACGUCAAUCUCGGCGCGGUCGAUUUCGAACUUCGCCGAAGGGCGCUGCCGGAGGUGCUUCGCGCGGAGCGCUUGUGCGACGCGAGACUCAAGUUUGGCAACGAGUGCGCGCCGUUGCCGCGGUUUCCACCGUUGAACGUGCAGCCACCACCACAGGCACCAUCACAGGCACCACAACAACCACCACGGGCACCAUCAACGCCGCCGCCACCGCCCGCGAUCGUCUCGCCCGCGAUUAUCUCUCCGAUUCAAGCCACGUGCUCGGUCGACGGCUUGGUGACUUUGAUUCAAGCGGGAUGCGCGUCCAUCGUAGAUUCAACGGAUUCUGUACUCAGACAACGCGUUACCUCUGAGUGUUGUAGAGCUCUCGUUAAACUCAACGACGAGCGGUGCUUUUGCUCGGAAGGAGACAUGAUUCAAGAACUCCUUCGAGAGUUCCCCGCAAACUUUGGCGGCAUGUUCAAGGCUGCGCCGAACGUGUGCGGGUCGACGAUCGUCGGUGGUUGGCAAUGUCUCCCGUUCGUCGAUAGGACACCACCACCGUCGCCGCCGCCACCGGCGUCACCACCACCGUCGCGAGCGAUUCAACGCGCACCGUUGCCCCCGUUCAUAGGUCGCACGUUUGGGUUGGAGCGAGACGUCGUGGAAACGAUCACGCGAGACGUGCAAACUCGCAUCCGCGAGCGACGCGCGUUGAUACCGUACUUUAACGACGCGCGAGAGCGACCGGUGUACGUCGGGGACGCGGCGCGCGCGAAAAUCGCUGCGAGGAAAGUGGAAGAUUUUUUGGCGCUUCCGCGCGAGGAGACGAGCGACGCGCUGCGAGCGCUCCGGGCGAUCGUCGAGGACGGAUGGGCGACGCACGAGCGCGAGGGAUGCGGACACGCGCGACAGUGGCCAGAGAUUUUCGUCGCCGCGAGCGCGUUGAUACGCGAACAAUUUCCGCAGUUUGGCGUCGCGUCCGAAAUUUUACCGGGCACGGGGUGGGGGACGGAGAGCGAGGCGAUCGAUUGGGUGAUUCGGCGACCUGAGAAGCACAUCAUCGCGUCGAAGAUACAUUUCGCCACGCGUUUACAUCGUGAUCCGGAUUCAUGGACGAAUCCAGCGACGACGCAACGGCCGCGCGACGGGUGGCCCGAGUUGUCGAUGCCAGACCGCAGUCGCUACCAGUACCGCUUCAUCAACGUGCACCUCACGACGAGCGCGCUCGAUCCUACCGGCAACGCGUGGCAAAGCCCGUUGGUAGUAAUGCUUCCACGCGAUGGCGGCGCGCGAGAGUGGGCUUUCGUGAAACGAAAGCUCGAGAUGACGAGCGAAGGUGCCAAAGACGAAAACAACUUUGACGACAAGCUCAACAUUUUCGAUCCCAAAACGUGGAUCAUCCGCGGCAACCGCCUGACGCGAGGCGCGUACACGAAAGAAUCGAAAGUCAAAGACGACACCGAUACGCGUGGUGCCGAUGGAAUGACGGACGCUGAACGUGACUUCGAGUUCCCCGAAGUCGUUUCGCAAGACGACCAAGAAUUCGUGUCAAACGGCGCGAUUAUGUUUGACUCGUUUGAUUGUUGGCACGGCGCGGCGAAGUGGCAAGAGGACAAAGCUUUUAAAAAGACGCUCACGGAUGUCGACCCCAAGGGUCGACAGCCGUUUCAUUCAGCGCGAUGUUCGAUCGAAAUGCGAUUUCGCGUGCGCAUAGACAUGAACGCCGCCGGCGCUGAGAAACUCCAGUGGGGUCCUUUCACUUCGGCGGUGCGAGACGGAAAAUUCCUCGACGAACCGCUUCGAGAUUCCGAGGCGCGAUACGAUCUCGCUCGAGGGCGUAUCGUUCGUGCGACGCGUUAG
Messenger RNA from Ostreococcus lucimarinus CCE9901, 2268 nucleotides. RefSeq lists its product with no specific name. The transcript is spliced from 3 exons. Bases 1 to 2268 code for a protein of 755 amino acids. NCBI's taxonomy places the organism in Eukaryota, Viridiplantae, Chlorophyta, Mamiellophyceae, Mamiellales, Bathycoccaceae. The record is from RefSeq and is a predicted model, not a curated record.